AUGUUUAAAAAAAUAUUAAGUGGUGAUUUAUAUGCUACCGAUCCAAAAAUGUGGACUUGUUCAUGUCCAGCUUAUCUUAACAGCCACUUUCUUCUUUGCAAAUAUCUGGUCCAAUCUGUCUGUCUCUUAAAACCAAACUUCUUUAAUAAAGUUAUACAAUAUAGAUCUCUGUCUUUCUGGAGGCAUAAUGAUCUGAUUCUACUAGCACAAGGUUUAGAGCCAGUCGAGGAAGAUGAACUUGAAGAAUUUGAGCUAAUUAAUGAGAAAAAUAUGCCAAUAGAAGAUAUGAAACCAAAUGAUGAAACUGAUAAGGAACUUGCGGAAGCACUCCAAGAAUAUGAAGAGAGUGAUGAUACGAUUGAUAAUAUAAUUGUUGAAAAAUCUAAUAAGAUUCAAGAGCAGUAUAGAGAUACUCAGUUUUUAUUAGCUGCUGAAAAUGCAAUGUAUAGGAUAGAAAAAAUGUUAGCAAAAU
This is a messenger RNA of Racocetra persica, 472 nucleotides long. The record is from the annotation of a GenBank genome assembly. Lineage: Eukaryota; Fungi; Glomeromycota; Glomeromycetes; Diversisporales; Gigasporaceae.